GUCCUGCAAGUCUGCGAUGAGUUGGGCAUCGAGACGGCACCAGCUGAGGUUGCAGCCGGCAUGUUCAUCGUGCCUAUGCAGUCCUGGUACUCCCGCGACUUCAUCUCCAAGACUUUGCGACAACAGCACGCGUCUGCGACUGAUGCAGAUGCCAAGGUGACCAUUGACCAAUGGAUACAGUGGCCCUUUUCCUGUGGGUCUGAUGACGCCUGGAAGUUCUUCAUGAGGAUGAAUGAAGCCGCGCUGAGGGCAACGCUCGUAGCGAAGACAGCCUUCGAGCGUUUCUGCGAUCAGCCGGCGCAGGUCCUUACCAUGACGCACUUCCUCACCAGACCUGAGCUGAAAUUCGACUGGACCAUUCCGGGAAUUUGGGACCACAUCGGCUGCGAGGGACUGGACGAGCAGAUUCGAACGAUUGGAUCCGACGUCCACGUCUAUG
This is a messenger RNA of Symbiodinium pilosum, 439 nucleotides long. The record is from the annotation of a GenBank genome assembly. NCBI's taxonomy places the organism in Eukaryota, Dinophyceae, Suessiales, Symbiodiniaceae.